Messenger RNA from Solanum pennellii, 2541 nucleotides. RefSeq names its product probable sulfate transporter 4.2. Gene Ontology annotation, biological process: transmembrane transport. The record is from RefSeq and is a predicted model, not a curated record. The coding region runs from base 130 to 2280 and encodes 716 amino acids. Gene Ontology annotation, molecular function: secondary active sulfate transmembrane transporter activity. Gene Ontology annotation, cellular component: membrane. Lineage: Eukaryota; Viridiplantae; Streptophyta; Magnoliopsida; Solanales; Solanaceae. The transcript is spliced from 17 exons.
UAAAAGUCUCAUCAGUCUAUCAGAUGGCAAAUGCAGUUUAUAACUUUUCCGCCAAUCACCAUUUUUCUUCUUCUCUGACACUUCCCGGUGGGCGCCACCUUAUGCCGCCGUUCGCCGCCGUACUCCGCCAUGGACAGAACCUACGCUUCUCCGAGCUCCCAAAACCUUACGGCUAUAACUACUAAUUCUGUAGAUUUCGCUUCAUCUUCUUCUCCUUCUCCAACUUCCAUGUUGACCGGCGGUAGCCGUGCCGUGAAAAUCAUCCCGCUGGAGCAUCCGUCUGCUACGGCAUCGUCGUCGUCGGCGACGGCGUCUGCUUCGGCAUCUGUUGUAUCGAAAUGGAAGGCGAGGAUGAAGGGGAUGACGUGGAAGGAAUGGAUUGAGCUAUUUUUUCCUUGUUAUCGAUGGAUGCGAACGUAUAAAGUGCGUGAGUACUUGCAAUCUGAUCUCAUGGCUGGUAUCACAGUCGGUAUCAUGCUUGUUCCUCAGUCGAUGUCCUAUGCAAAGCUGGCAGGGCUUCAACCCAUAUAUGGACUUUAUUCUGGUUUCAUCCCUAUAUUUGUCUACACCAUAUUUGGGUCAUCUCGUCAGCUGGCAAUUGGUCCAGUUGCAUUGACGUCCCUUCUAGUCUCAAAUGUCUUGAGCAGCAUAGUUGAACCAUCAGACAAGUUAUACACAGAGCUUGCUAUACUAUUAGCACUUAUGGUUGGCAUCUUGGAAUGUAUAAUGGCGCUGUUACGGCUUGGAUGGAUCAUACGUUUCAUCAGCCACUCUGUGAUAUCUGGUUUUACAACCGCCUCCGCUUUUGUCAUUGCCUUGUCCCAAGCAAAGUAUUUCUUGGGCUAUGAAAUAGAACGGAGCAGCAAAAUUAUACCUCUAGUCGAAAGCAUAAUUUCUGGAGCAGAUAAGUUCUCAUGGCCUCCUUUUAUUAUGGGCUCACUGAUGCUAUCUAUUCUUCUGACCAUGAAGCACCUGGGAAAAACAAGGAAGUACUUGCGGUUUCUGCGUGCAGCUGGUCCCCUCACAGCUGUUGUUCUGGGUACAGCUUUUGUGAAAAUCUAUCAUCCACCUUCAAUUUCGUUGGUGGGAGAUAUACCUCAGGGGCUGCCAAAAUUUUCUGUACCAAAGCAAUUCGGUCAUGUAAAGUCUUUGAUCCCUACUACAGUUCUUAUUACUGGUGUCGCUAUCCUGGAAUCAGUGGGGAUUGCUAAGGCACUGGCAGCAAAGAAUGGAUAUGAGUUGGAUUCAAAUCAAGAGUUAUUUGGUCUUGGGGUGGCCAACAUUUGUGGCUCAUUCUUUUCAAUUUACCCUACAACAGGCUCUUUUUCUAGAUCAGCUGUAAAUCAUGAAAGUGGAGCGAAAACAGGCUUAUCAGGGCUUGUGAUGGGAAUUAUAAUGGGUUGUGCACUAUUAUUCUUGACUCCUGUAUUUGAAUACAUACCUCAGUGUGCUUUGGCUGCGAUUGUGAUAUCUGCUGUAAUUGGACUGGUGGAUUAUGACGAGGCUAAAUUUUUGUGGCGUGUUGACAAGAAAGAUUUUCUGUUAUGGACUAUCACUUGCAUGACAACCUUGCUUCUAGGCAUAGAGAUUGGUGUCCUUGUUGGGGUUGGCGUGUCACUUGCUUUUGUUAUUCAUGAAUCGGCAAAUCCGCAUAUUGCUGUCUUGGGGCGUCUUCCUGGAACUACUAUUUACAGAAAUACUCAACAAUACCCCGAAGCAUAUACAUACAACGGUAUUGUGAUUGUUCGAAUUGAUGCACCUAUAUACUUUGCGAACACAAGUUACAUAAAAGACAGGUUACGGGAUUAUGAAAUUGAAAAAGAGGAAUCUAAAGGUCGGGGACCAGAAGUUUCAAGAAUUCAUUUUGUGAUCCUUGAGAUGGCCCCUGUUACGUAUAUAGAUUCCAGUGCUGUUCAAGCUCUGAAAGAGCUCCAUCAGGAAUAUAAAUCGCGAGACAUUCAGCUAGCCAUUUCCAAUCCCAACCGCGAAGUUCUACUUACCCUAGCUAAAGCUGGUGUGGUUGAUCUGAUUGGGAAAGAGUGGUACUUUGUCCGAGUUCAUGAUGCAGUACAAGUUUGUCUUCAGCAUGUUCAGCGGUUAACUGAAUUUCCAAAGGCACACGACUCUUUGGCAGAAACCAAACCAAGCUUGUUCCAGAGGCUUCUUAAUCAAAGGAAAGACGAAUUUUUUCAACCCGAACUCGAAUCUGGUGUCCACGAAUCUCUUCUUUCCAAGGACAUCAAUCCUCAACGCGAGCCACUCUUAUCAAAAAAGACAUGAUGAUGGAGAUUGCUUCCUUCGAAGAUGUAUCAGUAUGUAUGUUAUAUAAUGUAUUCGAUUUUUUUCCGACUUUGGUUUGAUUGAUUGAUUGAUUGACUGUAAUUAGCUUAGACUUCUAUUGAACAGAGACAGAGUUAUUUAUCAUAUGUUAUUAGAAUCUUUUUCCUGGCUGAUUGCGUAGUAUGUAAUUAGAUGCCAGUGCAAAUUUUCUGUACAUCACAGUGGAAAUAAAAGAAAAGCAUAUUGUUAAUAUCAUUUCAA